CGUUAACUGACAAAAUUCACUUUUACGUGACUGACCUUGGCAAGUGUAAGCACACUUUACUAUGUGACUAACAGAUAUGUACUUCCCGGGCAUAUCUACCGAGUAAUUUCGAGUAACCAAAAGGAACCUCCACAUUGUCCUUGGCAUCAUUCUCACUGGCUGAGUGGCUGACUAGAUGGUCCGGAAUUGGCUACCAAGAUGCGUUAAUGGAGAAUCGACCCCCGUCCGUUCCCCAUUACAGCUACCCACUUCUCCACAAACUUACCCCGGAUUGUCCAGAACCGGAGCUCACGCACGUGUGCCGAGACAAUGGCCUGGAAAGCUGGGGAGUGGCCUGGAAACCGGUCGAGUAUACGCCGACGAAAGGGCCGAUAAACUUGAUUUAGUCUCGUGGCACGAAAUUUGGGAAGUCCUUUAUGGAGCGCCGCGUUACCGUGGGCCGCGGUUCGGUCAGGAGAUUGAAUAAAUAUAAGGGGGAUUCCGACUCUUCUUAGAGAGGAGGUUUAUUCUCUGUACGCUUAAUCGUCCUGUUAUUCGCCAAAAAAAAAAACGCCAUGACUUUAGGAGGUAGACCCUAUCGGGCCUUGCUCGCCCUUUUGCCGCUCUCAUCAUGGCUGCUAGGCGGUUCCUGCUCUGCAGUUUCGAAUCCGACGAAGCCGUCGUUCUUCCCUAAAGGAACAAUGAAAGGUGCUCAUCAACUGCCCUACCGGGAUGCAUCGCUAUGUAUCGACGAUAGGGUCGAUGAUCUCGUUCGGCGCAUGACACUCGAGGAGAAGGCUGGCCAGAUGUUCCACGCCAUGUUGUUUAUGGGCGCUAAUGGCACAUUGGACGCGGGGAGCGAAGAGGCUCGACGCAACAGCACCGACUUCAUGAUUGGCGACCAGCUAAUAACUCAUUUCAACCUUGUCGGCGACAUCACCGAUGCGCGGGAAGUGGCCGAGUUCUACAACCGGGUCCAGAAACGGGCCGCGGAGACCCGCCUCGGUAUCCCCGUAACUCUAUCCUCUGAUCCCCGGCACCACUUUACCGAGAACGUGGGAACCGGGUUUAAUGCAGGACGUUUUUCGCAGUGGCCCGAGACUCUCGGGCUUGCCGCGCUUCGAAACGCGAGUCUUGUGCAGAAGUUCGCCGAGGUUGCCCGAGAGGAAUAUCUCGCUGUCGGUCUCCGUGCCGCGCUGCAUCCCCAGGUCGACUUGUCAACAGAGCCUCGAUGGGCACGAAUCUCCGGUACUUUUGGCGAAGAUUCCGAACUGACAGCUGAACUCCUAGCUGCGUAUAUCAAAGGGUUUCAGGGCGAGGAGCUAGGAAGCCGCUCCGUAACGACGGUCACGAAGCAUUUCCCCGGAGGGGGCCCGAUGGAGAAUGGCGAGGACUCGCACUUUGUCUACGGGAAGAACCAGACAUAUCCUGGAAACAACCUCGAGUACCACUUAAUCCCCUUCAAGGCGGCUAUCGCGGCCGGAGCUCGGCAGAUGAUGCCUUAUUAUAGCAGACCUAUUGGUACCGAGUAUGAUCCUGUAGGAUUCUCGUUCAAUAAGCAGAUCGUCACAGAACUUCUCCGUGAAGAGCUCGGCUUCGAAGGAAUCGUGGUGACUGACUGGGGCUUGAUCACCGACACCGAGAUCUCCGGGCAGGACAUGCCCGCGCGCGCGUGGGGCGUUGAGAGCUUAUCCGAGCUCGAGCGCGCGACGCGCAUCCUCGAAGCCGGGUGCGACCAAUUCGGCGGCGAGACCCGUCCCGAGCUCAUCGUCCAGCUCGUUCGGGAAGGCGUCAUCCGCGAGUCGCGCCUCGACGCCUCGGUGCGCAAGCUGCUGCGCGAGAAGUUCGUCCUCGGGCUCUUCGACAACCCGUUCGUGGACCCCGAGGCCGCUGUGCGAAUUGUCGGGAACGACGAGUUCGUGCGCCUCGGCAACGAGGCCCAGCGCCGCGCGUACACGCUGCUCAAGAACCAGGACAGCGUCCUCCCGUUGAAGAGCGUGGGCCCCGACACUAAGUUCUACAUCGAGGGCUUCAACGCGACGUACCUACAGAGCCGCAACCUCACCGUUGUGGCCGCGCCCGAGGAGGCUGAUUAUGCGCUCCUGCGGCUGGAGGCGCCGUAUGAGCCCCGGCCCGGUGGUUUCGAGGCGGGCUUCCACGCCGGCUCGCUCGAGUUCUCGGCGGAGGAGAAGGAGAGGCAGGCGGGUAUUUACUCGGUUGUACCGACGAUCGUGGACAUCAUGCUUGACAGGCCGGUGGCAGUGCCCGAGGUGGCGGAGGGGGCCGUGGCGAUGCUGGCUAGCUUUGGGAGCAGCUCCGAGGCAUUUCUAGAUGUCCUCCUGGGAGUAGCGGAGCCGGAAGGGAAAUUGCCGUAUGACCUGCCAAGGUCAAAUGCCGCGGUUGAAGCAGCGAUGGAGGAUGUGCCGUUUGAUACUGAAGAUCCGGUGUUUAAGUUUGGUCACGGUUUAAGAUAUGCGUAGUAGUGCACUAAUAGACUAAUAGGGGUUGGAUUGUUAUAUUUACACUCAUGGGCAAGGUACUGGAGGAGGUAUGUUGUAAUGAUAUACAGUGUGGAUUUAUUGACAUAGGAAAAUAUAUACUGUCCAAAGCUA
Messenger RNA from Hypoxylon fragiforme, 2591 nucleotides. RefSeq names its product glycoside hydrolase family 3 protein. Gene Ontology annotation, molecular function: beta-glucosidase activity. NCBI's taxonomy places the organism in Eukaryota, Fungi, Ascomycota, Sordariomycetes, Xylariales, Hypoxylaceae. Gene Ontology annotation, biological process: glucan catabolic process. Bases 555 to 2459 code for a protein of 634 amino acids. The transcript has a single exon. The record is from RefSeq and is a predicted model, not a curated record.